GUGCGGUGCAGGAGACGGAAGGGAGAGCAGCCGGUGCCCCUGAGUCCCGCCUUCCAGCUCUGCUCGGCCCUCAUGCUGCCGCCUUUCUCUCCUGCAGGUCUCCAAGCUGGAAUGAGCCUGCGGCGAAGUUGGACGCUGUGACCAGCAACUUCCCAUAGCUGUGAGGGCACAAGGAGAAAGGCCGGGCAACCUGCAGGGGGAAUUCCCUCAGGCAGCCGAGGGCUGGUUUCCCCCAGAGACACAGGAUGGCAAACGUAAUUACUGCAGCCUAAUAUCCCGCCCAAGGCAAAGUCAAUAAUUACUCUGGGCAGUUCUGGCAGGUGGCGGGAGCGGCAGAGCGCUGGAGCCCGGGCAGCGGUCUGAGCACCAGGGAGGAUGUGCGCGUCCUGAUCCCCAGGAGGAUGAGGCUCGACCUGCACAGUUCCUUGAUCCUCACGGCCUACAUCAUCAUCUUCCUCACUGGGCUCCCCGCCAACCUCCUGGCUCUGCGGGCCUUCGUGGAGAGGGUGCGCCAGCCGCAGCCGGCCCCCGUGCACAUCCUGCUGCUCAGCCUGACGGUGGCCGACCUGCUGCUGCUGCUGUUGCUGCCCUUCAAGAUCGUGGAGGCCGCGUCCAACUUCCGCUGGUACCUGCCGCAGGUCGUGUGCGCGCUCACGGGCUUCGGCUUCUACAGCAGCAUCUACUGCAGCACGUGGCUGCUGGCGGGCAUCAGCAUGGAGCGCUACCUGGGAGUGGCCUACCCCGUGCAGUACAAGCUCGCCCGCAGGCCUGUGUACGGCGUGAUCGCCGCUCUGGUGGCCUGGAUCAUGUCCUUCGGUCACUGCACCGUGGUGAUCGUGGUGCAGUACCUGAACGCCACCCAGCAGGUGGGCAGCCGGAACGAGAUCACCUGCUACGAGAACUUCACGCAGGAGCAGCUGGACGUGGUGCUGCCUGUGCGCCUGGAGCUCUGCCUUGUCCUCUUCUUCAUCCCCAUGGCCGUCACCAUCUUCUGCUACUGGCGCUUCGUGUGGAUCAUGCUCACCCAGCCCCACGUGGGGACGCAGCGGCGGCGCCGGGCCGUGGGGCUGGCCGUCGUGACGCUUCUCAACUUCCUGCUGUGCUUUGGGCCUUACAACUUCUCCCACCUGGUGGGCUUCUACUUCAAGGAAAGCCCCCCGUGGCGGGUGGAGGCCGUGGUCUUCAGCGCGCUCAACGCCAGCCUGGACCCUCUGCUGUUCUACUUCUCCUCCGCCGCUGUGCGCCGCGCUUUCGGCAAAGGGCUGCGGCUGUUCCGGAACCCGGGCUCCUCGCCCCUGGGACGCGAGGGCAAAGAGACGGCGGAGGUGACGAGAGGGGACAGGGCUGGGAGUCGGGCGGAGGGAAUGGCGACUCCGGACUUCAUGUCGGACUAGCGGUCUCCCUGGACCUUCGGCAGCACCCUGGAGGGCACAGGGGGUGGGCAGCCAGGGUGCGGGAGCAGGAGGUGUCCCGUCCCAGUUUCGGGAAUCCUGGGGCCUGAUCCACCUCGGGGACUGGGUACAAGGCUCCCUUGCCAGCUUGGUAUCCCUUCCCAAGGACACGAGAAGAAACGGUUAGGCGUGGAGGCACCGUCAGGCUAGGGCUUCAGGAGCCGUUAACCUGAAUUCAGUCCUUGGGAGGGGGCUGGGGGCUGGGAUGACCAGACAGGGGCAGCGGAGGGGCCUAAAGGAUCUCGCCCCAAGCUUGGGUAUGACGCCCAGACGCUGGUCUCGCUGCUGCUGCUGCUUGGAGAAAGCCAACGGGAGAGAGAUGGUUGGGAAAUACUAAACAAAAGCAAGAGCCCAAAAAGGUCCUGAGCUAAGGGGACCAGAAGGGAGGGCUGGGGGCUUAGACCGACCUCUAACGCGGUUGGGGUUCAGGGUACCAGUCUGACCCAUUGCUCUGCUCAUUUUCGAGUGUUGUGUUCUCCCAUCCCCCACCGGUGGGUGAGGUCUGGGUCUCAUCUGCCUCCGGGAAGGGGCUGGGCACCCCCUAGUCUAACGCUGACCCCGCCUAGUGCAGGAAAAGCCACCUGGUCUGGGAGACUGAAAUAAAGACACUAAACCUCUCCA
Messenger RNA from Oryctolagus cuniculus (rabbit), 2072 nucleotides. The record is from RefSeq and is a predicted model, not a curated record. Lineage: Eukaryota; Metazoa; Chordata; Mammalia; Lagomorpha; Leporidae.